Molecule: messenger RNA, 1761 nt
Organism: Phyllotreta striolata
Lineage: Eukaryota; Metazoa; Arthropoda; Insecta; Coleoptera; Chrysomelidae
Source: the annotation of a GenBank genome assembly
UUGAUUAAAUUCAGGCAGGCAACGCGCCGCUCGUUUGCACUUUAUUCGCUUUCAACCGUGACCUUUGAUAUCGAAAAUUAUAAAAACAAACAAUUCGCGUUCCGAGUCGAGCUGUACUGUAGACACCUUGCCCAGUCCUAGUCGAUCUCGGUCGGUUUGCGGUGACUGUAGAUAAGUUAGAAACGUUCCGUGGAAAUUGGAAAUAAUGGGUACUUGCGGCGUGGUCACGGCGGUCUUGAUGGCCAUCUUCGUGGGGUAUUCCUACGUGAAGAUCAAGCCCCUGCUGGAGUUCCCGGAGAAGCCCGAUUUGGGCGAGAAAUGGUGGAAGGCUUCGAAGCCGGGCAAAGUCGAUACGACCAUCCGGCCGUUCAAAAUCCAAGUAUCCGAUCAGAUUCUGGAUGAUCUGAAAUAUCGCUUGGACAAAACGAUGCCUUUCCAGAGAUCCCUGGAAGGCACCGCGCAGCACUACGGCAUGAACGACAAGCUCAUCGCCGACAUCGUGGAUUUCUGGAAGACCAAAUACGACUGGAAGCAGCGCGAGAAGCUGUUGAACAAAUAUCCCCAAUUCAAGACCAACAUCCAAGGAUUGGACAUCCAUUUCAUCCGCGUGAAACCCGCGAAGACCGCCGGCGUUAAAGUCGUACCUUUGUUGUUGCUGCACGGAUGGCCUGGAUCCGUCAGGGAAUUCUACGAAGCCAUACCGAUUUUAAGCGCCCCGAAGAAAGGGCAGAAAUUCGCGUUCGAAUUGAUCGUACCGAGCCUACCAGGUUUCGGAUUCUCCGAGGCCGCCGAAGUGCCUGGGCUGAGCAUACACGAAAUGGCGGUGGUCAUGAAGAACCUGAUGGGUCGCUUAGGCUUCGACAAGUACUACGUUCAAGGGGGAGAUUGGGGUGGAAUUAUCGCGCACUGCAUGAGCGUGCUGUUCCCGGAGAAGAUCAUCGCGAUGCAUUCCAAUUUCUGCGUUGCUAACGGUGUAAAAUCCAUGUUGAAGCUAGCCGCUAUGUCCUAUUUCCCGUCGCUGGCGGUGGAAGAAAAGUACCAGCAUUUGGUCUUUCCCAGAAUGGAGAAAAUGAUGGACUUGAAUUUGGAACUUGGGUAUUUGCACAUUCAAGCCACUAAACCUGAUACUAUAGGAGUGGCUUUACGAGAAAGUCCUGCCGGUUUAGCUGCCUACAUUAUAGAGAAAUUCACCUCGUGGACGGAUCCCAAGUGGAAGGGCUUGGAAGACGGAGGAUUAACUAAAAAAUUCAAAAUGGAGGAUAUACUCGACAACGUGAUGAUCUACUGGGUGACCAGAUCUAUGACGACAUCUCUGAGAGUGUACGCGGAAACCUUCAACAAGGCCUCUUAUGCGCUGAUGGUUGAUUAUAUGCCAACGGAAGUGCUUGCUGGUUGCGCCGCCUUCACCAACGAAAUGAUCUUUUUCCCGGAAUCGAUAUUGAAGGAUAAAUACCCUAAUCUGAUUCAUUACACCGUGAUUGAAGGAGGUCAUUUUGCAGCGUUUGAAGAACCCCAAUUAUACGCCGAUGAUGUCGUGCAGUUUGUAAAUAAAGUUGAAAAUAUGCAACAGAAACCACCUACCAGUUGAUCAGUUCGUUAACAUUUAUGUUUUUUAUUAGUGACAAAGUUGAUUUUUUUAUAAAAUGUGAUCUUUGAUUUAAUUGUAGUUGUUUUAGUAACGAUUGUUUUAUUAGAAAUUGUUGUAGUGAUUUUAAAUUUUCUCGAUAUCGAUGCAAUAUAGAAAUUUUUUGAUAGAAUCUA